GAGACGGACGUGGUGUCACGGUUAUCACCGAUGUUAAAUACUUGAAUYAUUACUUAAUCAUUAAUUUGCCUUCCGUUUUGCAAUUUAUUUUUAGGCAUUCUCUGCCGUCAAUAGUAAAUCAUUUGCCUAAUAAAUCAUUCGAAAGGAAGCGGCUAGCGCUGUGAGAUAAUUCUAUAAAUUACAAACAAUUUACUUCAAUAUGGAGGACAACCUGCCAUCCAAGUAUGAAGUGAUCGUCAUUGGCACUGGUAUGACUGAGUCAAUUGUUGCAGCUGCUGCUAGUCGAAUUGGAAAACGAGUUUUACAUUUAGAUAGAAAUGAUUAUUAUGGUGGUAUGUGGGCAUCAUUUACAUUUGAAGCUCUUCAAAAGUGGUUAGAUGAAUGUAGAAAUGGAAAAACAAAUGAUUUUGUGAAAACAUCUUCUUCAUUAGUGCAAGACACUGAGAAGUCUAUAACUAUAGGCAAUCAAUUUUCCACUGUAUUCAAUAUUGAAGAAAAAUGGUUUAUACCUGAAAAACUUCCUUCAGUUGGUAAUUUACUCAGUGCAAAAAUUACCCAAACUGAAGAUAGUCCAAAAGAAAGUAAAGAUGGAUUGACUGAAGCUGAAGCUACAUUAAAACAGAAUGAUAAACUUUGGUGUCAGGCUAAAAUUAAAACCCUGGGACGUAAAUUUAACCUGGAUUUAGCACCAAAAUUACUUUUCUCCCGUGGCACUCUGGUAGAACUUCUUAUUUCAUCAAAUAUCUCUCGUUAUGCUGAAUUUCGAUGUGUAAAUCGUAUUCUUACAUGGCAGUCUGAUAAAUUAGAAACAGUUCCAUGUUCUCGAGCAGAUGUUUUUGCUACUAAGAAUGUUGGACUUAUUGAAAAACGACAAUUAAUGCAACUAUUGACUUUGUGUGUUGAAUAUAAGCCAGAGAGUGGUGAAUUUAAAGGAUUUGAAGAUAAAACAUUAAAACAAUACUUAGAAAGCAAAGGCUUAACUGAAAAUCUAAUGCAUUAUGUAUUAUAUGCUAUUGCUAUGUCAAAUGAUACAACACCAUGUAUGGUUGGUGUUGAAAGAACCCAACGAUUCUUAAGUAGCCUCGGUCGUUAUGGUAACACACCAUUUUUGUGGCCCAUGUAUGGUACUGGAGAACUUCCACAAUGUUUUUGCCGGCUAUGCGCUGUUUUUGGAGGUGUGUAUCAUCUGAAACGGGCAGCUGAUAGUAUUAUAGCAGACAACAAUGAAUGUAAAGCUAUUUUAUCUGAUGGAUCAAGGCUUGAUUGUGAUCAUCUUGUAAUGGGUGUUGCUGAUGCUCCGCCAGAGUUUUUAGGCUCUGUUCCUAAAGCAGGUCUUUCAAGAGGCAUUUUUAUAAUUGAUAGAUCAAUAUCUACCACGGACAAAGAGUCUUUGACAUUACUUCAAUUUCCAAUUAAAGGAAAAGAGCCAAUAACAGUAAUUGAAGCAGGACCAUCCACUCAUGUUUGCCCACCAGGACUAUAUUUACUACACAUGACCACUAAACAAAUUGAUAAUGCAGUUAAUGAUUUAAAACCGGCUGUUGAUGCAUUAUUACAUUCGGAAUAUGCAGAUGGCACUACAAUUAGAAUAAAUACCGAUACUCAAUCAACCCAAACGUCAAAAGAGGGGGAUUCGUCUGCAUCAAGUGGGGAGUCAAACAUACUAAAUGAGUCAUUAAAGCCUCAAAUAUUGUAUGCGUUAUAUUUUAAUUGUCCUGAAACAUCUGAAUAUGAUCUAUCACAAAAUGUUCCGAGUAAUGUACAUUUGUGUUCAGGACCUGAUCUAGAUGUUGAUUAUGAGUUUGCUGUUAAACAAGCAAAAUCUAUUUUUUCAAAAAUGUACCCAGAUUCUGAAUUUUUGCCCCGUGCUCCUGAUCCUGAAGAACUAUCUCUUGAAGUUGAUGAAGCUGCUGGCCCUCCCUUCCAAAGUUCUGAAGAACCUAAAGAAGAAUGAAUUAACUUAUAAAAUAUCCUGCAUUCGCUUUAAUUUUUUUAUGAUGGCUAUUAUUUCACCAAUUUAAUCUAAGAUAAUAGUUAGCUUUUUAUACUUGUAUAACUGGUUUAUUAUCUAGCGAUCUAAAAAUAAUAUAUAUUUAAACAAUAUUUAUAUUUUAUUUAAUAAAUCUGAUAAAAGGAGUUCAUAAUAGAAAAGUAGUAAUUAUUAUUAAUAUUAUUUUUAUUGAAUAUUUAAGUGAAAAUAUAAUUUUUGUUCACUUAAAUAUAUGACAUCUUACUAUAUUAAUUWACCGAUUAUAAUAUAAUGCCUUUAUUAUGAGAUUGAGAUUCAAUACUUUACACUUUGAAAUGCUAAWUUCAAAAUUCAAUUUUUCAGUUUUGAUAAGAAUAUAAUGUAAUUGCAUAAAUGAACACUAUUUAAAAAAAUUUCAUUUUUAUUACAUGAUUUGAAUAGAAAAAUAUCUAAGUUACAAGAUUUUUGUUUUGUCAUUAAUAUUUAUCAACUGUAACAUCUAGCAUAAAAUAUUUAUUAUUAUAUCUAWAAUAUGAACUCCUCUUAACUACAUUCCCAAGUUUUUUUAAUAAAAAUAUUAUUUGGCAACUGUACUCCGUUUCAAAAGAGAACUUACCAGAUAUCAACCGGUUUCAAUCUAAUGGCACACACCUCAUCCCACUAUAGAACCUGCUUUCCGGGGUAUUUAAAAAAAAAAUUUUUAUAUUGAAAACAAAAUUAUAUAAAAAAAAAAACAUAUAUCUAUUAACAAAUUUUU
Messenger RNA from Diuraphis noxia (Russian wheat aphid), 2726 nucleotides. It is a transcript of the gene Rep, whose product is annotated as Rab escort protein. Lineage: Eukaryota; Metazoa; Arthropoda; Insecta; Hemiptera; Aphididae. Gene Ontology annotation, molecular function: GDP-dissociation inhibitor activity. The record is from RefSeq and is a predicted model, not a curated record. Gene Ontology annotation, cellular component: cytoplasm; nucleus; Rab-protein geranylgeranyltransferase complex. Gene Ontology annotation, biological process: protein geranylgeranylation; intracellular protein transport; vesicle-mediated transport.